CAAACAACAGUUUUCCGCAGUCUUCUAUCAACUUUACAUUGGAAUACAUGUGUUCUGCAUAAUAUUUUUUAAACCAACCUAUUAACUAUUUAUUUGGUAUAAUAUUUUCAUGUAUUCCAAUUCAAUUGUACAUAAAUCGUGUAAAUAUAAUAUGAUGUUUGAAAAUAUUUAUUUAACUCGUUGUUAGACAACAACAUCGUUGAGGUUAUGAUUAAAAUUCGGAUGUAUUCUACUAUUAAUUUAUUAUCUUUUUUUAUAUUAUUAUUGUUACCAGAUAAUACGUGCUUUUGUUGAUCAAUUGGAUUGUUGAAAUUUUUAACAAAGAUAAAUAUCUUACUAAUUAAGUAUGAAGACCAAUUAUGGUGACAACGCGAAUACUAGCACUGCAACAGAUGCUGAUAAUGAUGUGACAAUUGUAUCAUCAUCGAGUAAAAAGUUACAUGAGCUCCAAAACAAUGAAGCAUUAAACGAAAAUUCAACACUCACUCCACUUUCAAAACAAGCAUAUUUUUCAGAUGCUAAAGUUCGUAUACCAGAAAUAGAAGACUCUUUUUUUAGUUUUAGAAAACUAUGGGCAUUCACGGGACCUGGGUUUCUGAUGUCCAUAGCAUACUUAGACCCGGGAAAUAUUGAAUCUGAUUUACAAUCUGGUGUUACAGCGAAAUAUAAGUUAUUAUGGGUUCUUUUAAGUGCAACAAUUUUAGGGCUUGUCAUGCAGCGGUUAAGUGCACGUUUAGGUGUUGUAACUGGGUUACAUUUAGCUGAAAUGUGUUAUAGACAAUAUAAAAAACUGCCAAGAAUUUUAUUAUGGAUUAUGACAGAGAUCGCAAUUAUUGGAAGUGAUAUGCAAGAGGUUAUUGGUACUGCUACAGCUCUCUAUCUCUUAUCGAAUAAAGCACUACCACUAUGGGCUGGUGUUUUAAUAACCGUAAUAGAUACAUUUACAUUUUUAUUGCUCGACAAAUAUGGUCUUAGAAAACUGGAAUUAUUUUUCGGUUUUCUAAUAACUGUCAUGGCUGUGACCUUUGGCUAUGAAUAUGUUGUUGCUUCUCCACCACAAUCAGAAGUAAUGAAAGGAAUGUUCAUACCAAUGUGUGAAAAUUGUGAUAGUAGUGUUUUACUUCGUGCUGUUGGGAUAGUUGGUGCUGUCAUUAUGCCGCAUAACUUAUAUUUACAUAGUGCGUUAGUAAAGUCUCGAGAAAUUGAUAGAAGACAGCCAAAAAAGGUAAAAGAGGCAAAUAAAUAUUUUUUCAUUGAAUCGUGCGUUGCUCUUUUAGUGUCUUUUAUAAUAAAUGUAUUUGUCAUGGCUGUAUUUGCUCAAGGAUUAUCUGAUAAAACGAAUGCCGAAGUUUAUAAAAUAUGUGAGGCUUCCCACAAUGAUCUAGGAAUUGAAACGUUUCCGAAUAAUACAAUGCCUGUAUCUGCGGAUCUUUAUAGCGGAGGCAUUUAUUUAGGUUGUGCAUUUGGCGUUGCUGCUAUGUAUAUUUGGGCUGUAGGUAUUUUGGCUGCUGGACAAUCAUCUACAAUGACUGGAACGUACGCUGGACAAUUUGCUAUGGAAGGUUUUCUAAAUUUACAAUGGGCUCGAUGGAAACGAGUAUUAUUUACUCGAACUAUUGCUAUUGUUCCGACAUUUUUUGUAGCGUUUUACGCUAAUAUUCAAGAUCUGACUGGAAUGAAUGAUAUUCUGAAUGCGGUUAUGACUUUACAACUACCUUUUGCUACGCUUCCAACAAUUGCGUUCACUAGUAGUGAACAAAUCAUGGGGAAAUUUAAGAAUGGAAAAUUUAAUCAAAUCGCGUCGGUAAUUUUAUCAGCUGUUGUCAUAUCAAUAAAUAUAUAUUUUGUUAAAGAUACAGUAGAAACGGACUUUCCAAAACAUUGGGCGGUUUAUUUAGGAAUUACGCUCUAUGCUAUUUUUUAUCUUGGAUUUUGUUUAUAUUUAGUUAUACAUAUGGCUAUUGCCAUGGGUGCUGAGUUUUUAACGAAUAAUAGAUUUAUUUCAACAUAUAUUGGUGGUCCAAUGGAAAUGAGUUUUUCACUCACUGGACCAACUGAUUAUGCCAGUACAAAUCCAGGAUUUUCCAUUCAAGAAGGAAUAAAUGAAAGCUUUACAUCCCUUGGUGUAUUAUGAUAACAAAUUAAAAACAUUAUAAAUAA
Messenger RNA from Chelonus insularis, 2160 nucleotides. It is a transcript of the gene Mvl, whose product is annotated as Malvolio. Gene Ontology annotation, biological process: response to manganese ion; manganese ion homeostasis; metal ion transport. Gene Ontology annotation, molecular function: manganese ion transmembrane transporter activity; cadmium ion transmembrane transporter activity; iron ion transmembrane transporter activity. The record is from RefSeq and is a predicted model, not a curated record. Gene Ontology annotation, cellular component: apical plasma membrane. Lineage: Eukaryota; Metazoa; Arthropoda; Insecta; Hymenoptera; Braconidae.